AUGGAAUAUUUUCUAAUUUCUAUUGGCGAGAAAGACGAAGACUUAAAGCUCGAUAGCGUUCCUGAAGAGAUUAGUGUGCGUAUAAAUUCUUUUGCAGACUACCUGCGCAAUAAAGAUAUACAAGUUGCUUCAAUUACUUGUGCCGGAUACCCAUUGGCUAUCAGUGUCGCCUCUUUCUGCAGCAGUGAAUUUUCUGUGCGCUAUACAGUGGAUCAUAGGUUUGCUAACUAUCAAAGUAAAGUGGCUUAUGGGCACUCUCAGCAUCCGGUCUCUGAUCCAUGUUAUGAAAAUGUCUACCCACUGGCUUCCGACCCUAGAAAUGAAACCAAAGAAUUGUUCGAUAUUAGAAUCCAAGAAGCUACCAAUGAUGCCAUACCUAGAGGACUUUAUAUCCUGCCUUCAAGCACAGCCCGGUAUUUCAGCAGAAAAUAUAAUUUCGAAAUGACCUCUGAGCAAGGAAUUUGGCAUUUUUAUUAUAGAGAUGACCCAGCAUCAGAAAAUUUGUUUGAAAUUAAAUUCCCAAGGCUCCAAGAAUCAUAUGAAGUCCCUCAAAGUGCUUUGCAUCAUAAAAUCCAGAACUUUUUAGAAGAAUCAGCUAGGGGAGCUUUAAAUUCACUCAAAAGCUCAGACCAGGCAUUCAAAGCAAGCAUUGAUAGUCUUUAUGGUCAAGUCCGCAACACUUCUAAAACCAUUAACCAGCUGCAAAAACUUUUCAGCAGCGAAAGAAGUGAUGAGGGAGAUAUGGAAGCUGAAGGAGAUGGAUCAGCUGUAAUCGGAACAAUUAAUAGAGACCUCGACGAAAUAUCUAGAAUGGUCCAAGAAAUGAAUUCAGGAUUAAGUGAGGUGAUUGAGCCUGAAUAUACAGAAAUCCCAGAAAAAAUCCAAGAAGGACCUAAAGGCAGCAAAAAGCCUAACUCCCCCCCUUUAAAUUGAAACAAAAUAUAGGUAAAAUUUCCACGUUUUUGGUAAAUUAACCCCCUUUAAAUUGGAACAAAAUUUAAUUUUAUAAUAAAAACUAUAUAUAUAAUUUUUAUCUAAAAAGUUUUGAUAUAAGUUAAAUGUUUCUUCUUAACUAAAAUUAAAAAUUUAGUUAUAUCUUGCUCUUUUUAAAGAAGAGAGUAUAAAGAGCAUCUUAUUUAAAUAAAUUUAUUAUCCUUAAUUGCUAAAUUUUAAAAAAAAUUAAAUUUUUUUUUUUUAAAUUUUUCAAAAAAAUUUUUAUUUAUUUUGAUGAAAAUGAUAUUUUUUAUUUAAAUAGUUUUGAUAUAAAUUCAACACGAAUUCUUUAUAAAAUUUCAAAAUUUUACUUAUUUCUUGCUUUAUUUUAAAGAAUAGAGUAUAAAUAACAUCUUAUUUAAACAAAAAUUAGCACUUUGAUCGAUAAAUUUUCUAAAAUUUUUUUUUUUUAAUAUUUUUUUAUCAAUAAAAAUAAUAAUUUUUGUGUAAAUAAUUUUGAAACCAAUUAAUAGUGGCGGAUUAACUAAUAAUGAAAAUUUAGUUAUAUCUUGCUUUGUUGCAUUUUAUUAAACAAAAUUUAUUGAUCUAAUUUGAUAAUAUUUUUUUUUUUAAAAUUUUUAUAUAAAUUUUUUUUAUAAAAAAUUUUAUAUUGAUAUUUUUUUUAAAAAUAAAAAAUUAACCCCCUUUAAAUUGGAACAAAAUUUUUUGUUCCAAUUUAAAGGGGGGGGGAGUAAAGAACUCGAAAUCAAAUCAGUAGUCCCAGAAGAAGGCUCAAUUUAUGCUAUUACAAUUACAAGCCAUUCAUCAAAUGUUGAAGAGGACAUUGACUUGUACUUUGAGGGUCAUUCAUCUCCUACCCUUCUUCUGAGAAGAAUAAAAUCCAUUAAACCACAUACCUCAAUUGAAAUCAAAGUUCUGGUUCCUUUGAAUACUUUAUUAUCUGCCUGCUCGUUUUGGUUUGUGACCAAAAUUGGAGAAGAAGAAUGCAGCGAAACUUUUAAAUAUGGAAUCUUCAAAAUUAACGUAUGUAAAAAGGAAACGGAGGAGUAUAGAGUUGACGUGAAGAAUAACACCUCAAUGACCUUGACGGCUGAUUUAGUUUACGGCUCGAGACCUGAUCAAAAGAAGACGAUUACUAUUAAAAGCAUGGGAACCCGUGAAGUGUGCAUUUCAAAUCUAGACGCUGGGGAUGGCGGCUCUGGUGAGAAGAAAUUCCUAAUGAAAUACAAUGAACUUGAGGCAAGCAACCAUAUUCAAUUAGUUUAA
This is a messenger RNA of Blepharisma stoltei, 2220 nucleotides long. The record is from the annotation of a GenBank genome assembly. NCBI's taxonomy places the organism in Eukaryota, Ciliophora, Heterotrichea, Heterotrichida, Blepharismidae.